CCUUGGUCUCAGAGCCGCCAUUCUCCGGAUCCACUUCUGGCUUUUCCUCCUGUGCUCAGGAGCCCCAGGUUUCUGUGCGACACAGGGAAGGAGAGACUCUGAGGGAGAACAUGGGGCAGAGUGAAGAGCAGGAAAUGGAACCAUUGACAUUCAUGGAUGUGGCCAUUGAUUUCUCUCAAGAGGAAUGGGAAUACCUGGACCCGGCUCAGCAGAAAUUAUACAGAGAUGAGAUGCUGGAGAACUACAGAAACCUGGUCUUUCUGGUGAUGCAUUCUCAUCGAACCCAAGAAUUUUCAUCAGAGCUGGGAAUAAAAUGUUCAUUCCAUCAGAGGAUAAAGGGAAGGUAUUGAAACUGUGACAUUGAAAAUGUAUGCUUAAAGAAAGAAUGGAUAUGUGUGGAGGAGAGUGAUGUUCAGGAAUAUUCUCAUGGUGAAUAUAAUAGAUGUGAGAUAGCUGCACAAUACAAUUUUUAUCACAAAUUGAUAUCAAGAACAUAUGAAGACUCAGAAAAACCUCAAUUUUACUAGUCAGUUUUGAGGAAGGUUUUGAGUGUCUUGAAAAUUUAU
This is a messenger RNA of Sciurus carolinensis (gray squirrel), 566 nucleotides long. Its product is annotated as zinc finger protein 519-like. The coding region runs from base 111 to 350 and encodes 79 amino acids. The transcript has 3 exons. NCBI's taxonomy places the organism in Eukaryota, Metazoa, Chordata, Mammalia, Rodentia, Sciuridae. The record is from RefSeq and is a predicted model, not a curated record. Gene Ontology annotation, biological process: regulation of DNA-templated transcription.